AUGUCACACCCCAAGGGAAACUUCUUCUUCCAGCAGCGCUUAGCUGUGUCCGCCUUUAAACACGCAAUUCGUGUUCUUGUCCUCCUACCAGGGAAGAGAGAAGCUCAGCUCACUGCAACUGCUCGCCUCCUAAACCUAGAUGAUUCAGGAAGGGAGCCGUAUACUGCUCUGUCUUACACCUGGGGCGAUGCUCACUUCCCGGAAACCAUCUCAGUGGACGAGGAGAUCAUUCCCAUAACGACGAACCUGCACGAUGCCUUGUGUCACAUCCGUCGAGAAGAUCAGCCGGUCACAAUAUGGGUUGACGCCGUCUGCAUCAAUCAAGAGGGCGUGGUGGAGCGUUCAUCCCAAGUCGCCUUCAUGGAUGAAAUUUAUUUGAGUUGUGAAGCUGUCUAUAUCUGGCUGGGUGUUGGCGACAACGCCACGCCGACCGGGACGCCUGGCUCUGAGCGCGACCACUUCGCGCUUGUUAGGCACUUCCGUGAUGACAAACACUUCUUCGAACUACCGGGUUAUCGAAGGGACUUCGAAACAGGGCUUUGGGUAUUUGACGCCGAAAUCCCCGGGGCGGGUGUCUCGUGGAUGGACUUUGAGCCAAUUUCGACGAGCGCGUGGUGGACUAGGGCAUGGACGGUGCAGGAGACGAUUCUUCCGACCCGCGCCGUUCUCAUGUAUGGCCAAUCAACGCUUACUUGGAAUGACCUCGCCGAGUUCACCUUUAACCGUGCUCGCCACAUAAACAACUACAGCGGAGAGUGCUGUGGGCGGGCCCACGAGGCCCUGGGUGGAAAGCGCAUGCAAGCCAUGGACAACCUCACGGGGCAUGUCAUGAGGCUGGAGCACCUGCGACGCAGGACAGGGUACAUCAGGAGCUUCUCGGAUGUCAGCCGUGCCUUUGCGGACCGACAGUGCAAGGACCCGCGUGACAAGAUAUACUCGAUCCUGUCAUUCGCGAAGCCGGGCAAGGACAGACUCGGCAUCCGGCCUGACUACCAAAAGGCAGUUCGAGAUGUCUACGUUGAGGCAUUCUGCCUGAUGCUGCAGGACGCCGACAUGAGUCCGUCUUGCCUGCUUGGUGAGGGGUUCAACAGCACCUCCUUCGGACUCCCGUCAUGGGUUCGAGAUUUCUCAAAGGCCAUGGAGACAGGAGAUUUGCUUCGUCGCGCCUUUGAAGCCUAUCCACUCUAUAACGCCUCUGCUAGACGAUUGGCUAAAGUCAAACUUACGUCCCACGGCGAAUUGCAGCUGAGGGGUACACAAGUGGACGUGAUCAAGGACAGGAGUCGAGUUGCGGGUCAUCACGUCAAGGCAUCCUUCAGGCCUGGCCUGCUGGACGAUUGGCUCCAAGUCUGUAUGCGUAACGGAAUUACUGUUACGCACGACACCGUCGACAAGACUUUUGUGCAAGUGCUCUGCAGAGGGGUCAUUGAUGACCGGGAGGCGGGCAAGGGGAAGUGGCGGCUGCUUGAUGCAAACGACAGUGAACUACCUUGUGACACUCAGUGGAAGGCUUUCAUCGGGGGUGACUCUAGGGUCGUUUCGCGGAAGUAUCGUAUUGGUGUUGCGACCGGGAUAUCUGGACAAGUCCUGUAUGUGACGUGGAACGGCCGUCUUGGUCUUGGUGAUCCGCAAGUUGAGAUAGGUGAUGUUGUGUGGAUCGUUGAGGGAUCGAAUGUCCCCUUCAUCCUUCGCAAGACAACCGAGCCGGAUCACUACCGUUUGAUAGGGGAUACCUAUCUCCAUGGUGUUAUGUGCGGGGAGUGCGUGAACGAUAUUGUCGACACCGUCACAAUAUCGAUCAUAUAG
Thyridium curvatum is the source of this 1806-nucleotide messenger RNA. RefSeq lists its product as uncharacterized. The transcript has a single exon. The record is from RefSeq and is a predicted model, not a curated record. The coding region runs from base 1 to 1806 and encodes 601 amino acids. NCBI's taxonomy places the organism in Eukaryota, Fungi, Ascomycota, Sordariomycetes, Thyridiales, Thyridiaceae.